AGCGGCGGAGCGGCGGCCCGGGCGGGCUGCGGCGCGGGCGGCGAGCAGGGGCCGCGGCCGCGCGGAGCUCGCCAUGCGGGCGCGGGCCUGAGGCGCGGCGAGCGGGGCCCAGGCGAGCCAGGGCGCGCCGACCUGUCGCCCGCGGCGGCCCGGCCCGGGCCCGAUGAGCGGCGGCCUCGGCCUCCGGCGCAGCCCGGAAAUGUCCGGCAAGCUCGAGAAAGCAGACUCCCAGCGCUCUCACCUCUCCUCCUUCACCAUGAAGCUGAUGGACAAAUUCCACUCGCCCAAAAUCAAGAGAACACCAUCAAAGAAGGGAAAGCCCGCCGAGGUGUCUGUGAAGAUUCCAGAGAAGCCUGUGAACAAAGAGGCAAGAGACAGAUUUCUGCCAGAGGGCUACCCUAUCCCCUUGGAUCUGGAGCAGCAGGCAGUAGAAUUUAUGUCCACCAGUGCUGUGGCUUCCAGGUCUCAGAGGCAGAAGAACCUGAGCUGGCUGGAAGAGAAGGAAAAGGAAGUUGUCAGUGCUUUGCGCUACUUUAAGACCAUUGUGGACAAAAUGGCUAUUGACAAGAAGGUACUGGAGAUGCUUCCAGGCUCAGCCAGCAAGGUGCUGGAGGCCAUCUUACCCCUGGUGCAGACCGACCCUCGGGUCCAGCACAGCUCAGCCCUCUCCUCCUGCUACAGCCGAGUGUACCAGAGUCUCGCCAACCUCAUCCGCUGGUCUGACCAGGUGAUGCUGGAAGGUGUGAACUCAGAGGACAAGGAGAUGGUGACAACUGUGAAGGGAGUCAUCAAAGCCGUGCUGGACGGAGUGAAGGAGCUAGUCAGGCUGACCAUCGAGAAGCAGGGACGCCCAUCUCCAACGAGCCCAGUGAAGCCCAGUUCCCCGGCCGGCAAGCCUGACGGCCAGCCUGAGCUCCCCCUAACAGACCGAGAGAUGGAGAUUCUAAACAAGACCACAGGCGUGUCUUCGUCCACUGAGCUGCUCCCAGACUCCACGGAUGAAGAGGUUGCGCCCCCCAAGCCUCCUUUACCUGGCAUUCGGGUGGUCGACAACAGUCCACCAGCAUUACCACCCAAGAAAAGACAGUCGGCACCAUCCCCUACCCGGGUGGCUGUGGUAGCCCCCAUGAGUCGGGCCACCAGUGGCUCCAGUUUGCCUGUUGGAAUCAAUAGGCAGGAUUUUGACGUUGACUGUUAUGCACAGAGGCGACUGUCAGGGGGCAGCCACUCAUAUGGUGGAGAGUCACCCCGCCUCUCCCCCUGCAGCAGCAUAGGCAAGCUCAGCAAGUCGGACGAGCAGCUGUCCUCUCUGGACAGGGACAGUGGACAGUGCUCCCGGAACACAAGCUGUGAAACACUAGAUCACUAUGAUCCCGACUACGAAUUCCUCCAGCAAGACCUCUCCAACGCAGACCAGAUACCUCAGCACGUGGCCUGCAACCUUAGCCCACUGCCAGAGUCCUUGGGAGAGUCUGGGUCUCCAUUUCCCAGUCAUCCUUUUCAGCUGCCUCUUAGCAGCUGUCCCCCGUCGGAGGGACCCUCUGCCCUGGGGCGGCAGACAGACACACCGCCUGCUCUGCCUGAGAAGAAGCGUCGGAGCGCAGCUUCCCAGGCCUGGGACAGUGCUGGCUGCAGGGCGUCCUACGAGCGGCACCCCUCGCAGUACGACAACAUCCCCGAGGAUGGCCUGCAGAGCCUGGCCCCGGCCGUCCCCUGCACGCCCUUUGCUGCUGUCCUCCCCUUUCAGCAAGGAGGCUCCUCAGCCCCCAUCGAGUUUGUGGGUGAUUUUACGGCUCCUGAGUCAGCGGGGGACCCAGAGCAGCCGCCUCCUCUACCAGAGAAGAAAAACAAACACAUGCUGGCCUACAUGCAGCUGCUGGAGGACUACUCGGAGCCGCAGCCCUCCAUGUUCUACCAGACACCGCAGAGUGAGCACAUCUACCAGCAGAAGAACAAGCUGCUCAUGGAGGUGUACGGCUUCAACGACUCCUUCAGUGGUGGGGACUCUCUGCAGGAGCUGGCCCCGCCGCCCGCCCUGCCCCCCAAACAGCGGCAGCUGCAGGCCUCCUAUGCUGCUUCUUCCUUCUCCUCUGUCUCCUACUGUGUCCAGCAAACUAAAGUGGCCUUCACUCCCGAGGACGGCAGUGCCACUCAGGGCCUCAGUGUGUCCGUGUCUAACUCCUUUCUCAGCCGGCACGGCAGCUUGCCCGUGCCCUCGUACAAAUCUGUGUUUAGGUCCUACUCCCAGGACUUCGUGCCUCACCACCAGGCUUCCGUUCAACCUUUCCUUCCGCCUACCUCCUCUUCCUCUCCGCAUUUCCCACCUGUCCACCCGUCUCAGAGCUCGGACUUGGUGGUGCCUGCUGUGGCCGGUCCGCCUCCCAGCACCGUGGCCGGGCCUCUCUCGUCCUCUCAGGAGAGCAGCUUUCAUGGGAACGCUGUCUGCCUUCCUUCCGAAACCUCUUGCGCUGACUCGAGUGAAAGCACCAGUGAGGAAGCUGGCGAGGGUGAAUAUGUCAGUCUGUACUCCUCUGGCCGGAGCAGCGAGGAGCUGGCUCCCUCUCGAGGAGAAUCACCAGCUGGGAAAGACGGACAACCCAGAGAUCUCUCAGCCAUCGGCAGUGCCCCUGGGAAGGACAGUAGAGAUAGCAGUGAGAGGGCCCCAAAGUCACCUGACACUCUGGAGUCGGCUCAGUCAGAGGAGGAAGUAGACGAGCUGUCCCUCAUUGACCACAACGAAAUCAUGGCCAGGCUGACCCUCAAGCAAGAGGGAGACGAUGGGCCAGAUGUGCGUGGAGGAUCUGGAGACAUCUUACUGGUCCACGCCACUGAGACAGACAGGAAAGACCUGGUGCUGUACUGCGAAGCCUUCCUCACCACCUACAGGACCUUCAUCAGCCCCGAGGAGCUCAUCAAGAAGCUGCAGUACCGCUACGAGAAAUUCUCUCCCUUCGCCGACACGUUCAAGAAGCGCGUCAGCAAGAACACGUUCUUCGUGCUGGUGCGGGUGGUGGAUGAGCUCUGCCUGGUAGAGCUGACAGAAGAGAUCCUGAAGCUACUCAUGGAACUAGUCUUCCGCCUAGUGUGCAGUGGGGAGCUCAGCCUGGCACGUGUGCUCCGGAAGAACAUCCUAGACAAGGUGGACCAGAAGAGACUGCUCCGGUGCGCCAACUCCGACCAGCCCCUGGCAGCCCGGGGAGUUGCAGCCAGGCCAGGGACGCUGCACGACUUUCACAGUCACGAAAUCGCGGAGCAGCUGACACUGCUGGAUGCCGAACUCUUCUACAAAAUAGAGAUUCCUGAGGUUUUACUCUGGGCAAAAGAACAGAAUGAAGAGAAGAGCCCCAACUUGACCCAGUUCACAGAGCACUUCAACAACAUGUCCUACUGGGUUCGGUCCAUAAUCAUGUUACAGGAAAAGGCCCAGGACAGGGAGCGGCUGCUCUUAAAGUUCAUCAAGAUCAUGAAGCACCUGCGGAAGCUAAAUAACUUCAACUCCUACUUGGCCAUCCUCUCAGCACUGGACUCAGCACCCAUCCGCAGGCUGGAGUGGCAGAAGCAGACCUCAGAGGGCCUGGCCGAGUACUGCACUCUGAUCGACAGCUCGUCCUCCUUCCGUGCCUACCGGGCCGCCCUCUCAGAGGUGGAGCCCCCCUGCAUCCCGUACCUGGGUCUGAUCCUGCAGGACUUGACCUUUGUCCACCUGGGGAACCCAGACUACAUCGACGGCAAAGUGAACUUUUCCAAACGGUGGCAGCAGUUCAACAUCCUGGACAGUAUGCGGUGCUUCCAGCAGGCGCAUUAUGACAUCCGGAGAAACGACGACAUUAUAAACUUCUUCAAUGACUUCAGUGACCACUUGGCCGAGGAGGCCCUAUGGGAACUCUCUUUGAAAAUUAAGCCCAGGAACAUAACAAGGAGGAAAACAGACCGGGAGGAGAAGACCUAGGAGCGGUGCGGUGGGCGAGGGGAAUGCUCAGGGGCCUCUAGCCUGAGGACCUGGGCCUGCCAGGUGGGCUUCAGCGCCCCAGCCUCAGAGCCUGGCUGGCUGGGCCCGGCAGAGCCCGGAGCCUGCCUGCAGCUUCCUGCCUCCUCCCUGCCGGCACAGCCCCAGGGUCCGCGUGUGGAGCCAGCAAGGGUCUCAGUGGGGCUUUUGGCUCUGUGAACCCAAGGUCUCCCACUGGGCUUUGUUCUCGAUUUCACUUCCACAUCCCCCUCCCCCGGACCCCUCCAGCCUGGGACAGCACCGAGAUGUCAGCAGCAGACCUCAUCCCACCCAGGGCCAGGACCCUGAAUCUCCUGAAGUGGCAGAGUGGAGGCGGAGGAUGCUCUGGGGGACUGCCCUCCAGGACACCUGGAGAGGGGACAGAAGGCCAGGGGCAGGCACCUCUUACUUUCCAUCCCCUGGAUUUUAAACAGGAGGAUGGAGUGUAUGGGACCUGGCCCAGGAGGUAUGGCAGGUGGCCUUCAGCAGCCCUGGCGCUAGUGCCCUGUGCUGGGACGACCCCAGGCCUGUCCUGCUGUGCGUGCUCUGCAGGGCUGCCCUGCUGGACCGCAGCAGAGUGCUGUCGGCCACCUGUUUCCCCUUCAGCUCCCCCACCACAGGCCCCCAGGCUCUGGGGAGCAGGGGGCACUUGGUCAUCACAGAGACGCGUGGUGCUGAGCAGGGAGCAUGGCAGAGCUGAGCCAGUCAGGGAGGACCUGGGGGGCGGGCAGCCCCUCCUCCGCACUUGCUGAGUGCCUUAACUCCAGCUCCCAUCCCUCCCUGUCCCAUGGGCUUCCCUCCUACCUUGUCCCUCCGGGAGGCCAGCAGGCUCCUUGCACAGUGCUCCCUGGAGUGCCGGCGGGGCAAGGCCUGCUGCGGAGAUGUCUGGAGGCUGCCCAGCAAAGUGUCCCCAGGCAGCUGCCCACCCCUUGUUGGCCCCUCACUGCUGAGGUCGACAAUCCAGGCAAGGCUCCCAGGGCCCGGCAAGCAGGGUGCCAGCGGGAACCCGU
Sciurus carolinensis (gray squirrel) is the source of this 4995-nucleotide messenger RNA. RefSeq names its product Rap guanine nucleotide exchange factor 1 (gene Rapgef1). Gene Ontology annotation, cellular component: plasma membrane. Gene Ontology annotation, molecular function: guanyl-nucleotide exchange factor activity. The record is from RefSeq and is a predicted model, not a curated record. Gene Ontology annotation, biological process: positive regulation of GTPase activity; Ras protein signal transduction. The transcript has 27 exons. Lineage: Eukaryota; Metazoa; Chordata; Mammalia; Rodentia; Sciuridae. Bases 164 to 3949 code for a protein of 1261 amino acids.